Danio aesculapii is the source of this 2724-nucleotide messenger RNA. It is a transcript of the gene oatx, whose product is annotated as organic anion transporter X. The record is from RefSeq and is a predicted model, not a curated record. Gene Ontology annotation, molecular function: transmembrane transporter activity. The coding region runs from base 53 to 1765 and encodes 570 amino acids. The transcript is spliced from 10 exons. NCBI's taxonomy places the organism in Eukaryota, Metazoa, Chordata, Actinopteri, Cypriniformes, Danionidae. Gene Ontology annotation, biological process: transmembrane transport. Gene Ontology annotation, cellular component: membrane.
GUCACUCUGAAAAGGAUCAUUCUUACAAAUAUACAGGAAACCUUGGGUCAGAAUGGGAUUUGCGGAUCUUUUGGAUGAAGUUGGCGGGUUUGGACGCUUUCAGAUGAUUCAUGUCACUCUGCUCUCCAUCCCAGGUCUUCUAAUGGCUAGCCAGAAUUUACUGAAUAACUUUACUGCUGGUGUGCCGGAGCAUCAUUGUCGCAUACCCAAUGUAACGACUGCAAUGAAUGACAGCACCACAACACUCCUGCGUGCAUUCAUCCCGCUGGAUUCCUCCUUAACACUGUCCAAAUGCUCCCGGUACAAAGAUACUCAGUGGCAUUUAAUCACAGACAAACUGAGUCAUGGAAAUGCGACGGAACUGCAAACAGAGGAUUGUGCCGAUGGCUGGACAUACGACAAGUCUGAAUUCAUCUCAUCUAUAGUGUCAGAAUGGGACUUGGUUUGUACCCUUCGUCCACUCAAACAAAUGAGCCAGACUAUUUACAUGGGAGGAGUGUUGACAGGUGCCAUUAUAUUUGGAGGGUUAUCAGACAGGUUUGGCCGAAAGGCCUUGUUGAUUUGGUCAUAUUUUCAGCUCGCUCUCUUGGGCACAUUCACAGCUCUCGCUCCGUCUUAUGUGAUCUACUGCAUAUUCAGAUUCCUGACAGGAAUGUCAGUCUCUGGAGUCAUUCUCAAUGCCGUCUCCCUCAAGGUGGAGUGGAUACCCACUAAGACUCGGACUCUGGUGGGCACCUUAUCGUCUUUCUUCUUCACGUUUGGUCAGAUGGUUCUAGCUGGAGUGGCAUACAGUCUGCGGGACUGGCGUAAAAUACAAAUGGCCGUCUGUCUUCCAUUUUUCAUCUUCUUCAUGUACAGCUGGUGGUUUUCUGAAUCUGCCCGCUGGCUGGUGUUGAAUGGUCGAUCUGAAGAGGCGCUGAAGCUUCUCCACCGUGUAGCUAAAAUUAACGGCAGGCCUGAGAUGACAGAGAAGAUCACUUUAGAGGAGCUGGAGUCCCACAUGCAGAAAGAAGUUCAGUCCAGUAAGAGCAUUUACACUGUUUUUGACUUACUAAGAACACCAACCAUGAGGAAGAUCUCCAUGUGCCUUAUGGUCGUCUGGUUUUCAACUAGCUUUGCAUAUUAUGGUCUGGCUAUGGACCUGCAGAAGUUCGGGGUGAACAUCUAUCUGAUGCAGGUGAUCUUCGGGGCAGUGGAUUUUCCUGCUAAACUUGUGGCUCUUCUGAUGCUGAGCUUUCUGGGCCGACGCUUGACUCAAGGCACAUGUCUCCUGGUGUCAGCAUCUAUAAUAUUUGCCAAUAUCUUUGUUCCUGAAGAUAUGCAGGUCACAAGGACAGCACUGGCCGUUCUUGGAAAGGGAUUCACAUCCGCCUCCUUCACCUGUGUCUACUUGUUUACUGGAGAGCUUUACCCUACUGUCAUCAGGCAGACUGGUUUGGGUUUUGUCUCCACCAUGUCCAGAAUAGGAUCCAUGGCUGCCCCUGCUGUCCUCAUCUUGGACGAUAUCCUGCCAGCUCUGCCAAGCAUUGUAUACGGAGGAUCGGCUGUCAUCGCUGGUUUAAUAGCAUUUUUGCUCCCUGAAACCCUCAACAUCCCUCUGCCAGACACCAUUGAUGACGUGGAGGAGAAAUGGGAAAAGAAAAACAACACUAUUGACGAUCUGGCCUUACAGGACAUCAAACAAGUUGGAGGAGCACAUGAGGAGAACAACUUAACUACACCUCAUCCAGCGGCUGAAGCAAAUCCAGUUCUCCUCAACUCAUAGUUAUUAUAUCAAACAGAGCAACAACACUGGACCACAUCUUUUGUUUUUACUUCCCGAAAUAAUUAUUAUUUGGAUUGCAAGCAAGUAAUUUGGUACAUGCAUUAUGUUGUACAAUGCAUAAUGUACUGCACAUAUCAUACAUGCAAUCUGAGAAAUUUAUUCCAUAAGUUAUAUAAGGAUGAUCUUGACAUUUACUUAUGUUUAUUAUGCUGAGAAAUCCCUAUGAAUGGACCUUAAAUUAAGUGCGUGAUUGCAGAAAUUGGUCUUGUUACGAUUUAAUUUGCAUUCAGGUUAGAAGUUUUUUAAUGUGAAACACUAGUAACACUUUUGUUUAAGUACAUAUUCUAAACCCAAUUAAUUGCUAUUAAUAUACAGCAAAUUAGGAGUUUAUUUAGAUAAAAGUCAUAGGUAAUGCUUUAUUAAUAGAAAGAAUUGUACCUUAAUGGGGACCUAUUAUACCCCUACUUACAAGAUGAGAAGUGAGUCUUUGAUGUCCCUAGAGUGUGUAUGUGAAGUUUAAGCUCAAAAUACCACACAGGUAAUGUUUUAUAACGCUCUGAAAUGGACCCAUAUAGACUUUGAAACUAAUUAUGCCGUUUUGGUGACUGUCGCUUUAAAUUUAAAUGAGACUGUGCUCUGUCAGAAGAGGGCGGAGCUGCAAAUGCCCAUGUGUCAGUAUAGUGGCAUAUUCAAAACUCUAAUGGCAGACGGCUGCUUCUCACUCAGGGCUGUCUAUGCUAAUGAGAGACAUUGUCACCAGUGGGCGGGGCUUUCCAAAGGGAGAAUGUCAAUCAAAGUGUUUCUGCAGGCUGUUUUUAUCAAGUGUGAUUAUAAAAAAAAUACUAUUAAUUCAUGUUUACCUUUAGAAGCUGCUUAUAUUCACACACUGUAGCCACACAGCUGUCUUAAAAUCCUUUUUGCAUAAUAGGUGCCCUUUAAAAUAAAAUGUGAUCAUAACA